Molecule: messenger RNA, 3513 nt
Organism: Didymosphaeria variabile
Lineage: Eukaryota; Fungi; Ascomycota; Dothideomycetes; Pleosporales; Didymosphaeriaceae
Gene: CCC2
Product: Cu(2+)-transporting P-type ATPase
Exons: 1
Coding region: 1-3513 (1170 amino acids)
Biological process (GO): monoatomic cation transport; copper ion homeostasis
Cellular component (GO): membrane
Molecular function (GO): ATP binding; copper ion binding; ATP hydrolysis activity
Source: RefSeq, a predicted model, not a curated record
AUGGCGCCCUCCGCGACGGCUGCGAGCGGCGCAACGGCGCACAUGGCGACUACAACCCUGAAAGUCGGAGGCAUGACCUGUGGCGCAUGCACGUCCUCGGUGGAGUCGGGCUUCCAAGGCGUAAAUGGAGUAGGAAGUGUGUCUGUCAGCCUGGUUAUGGAGCGGGCGGUCGUACAGCACGACCCCGAAGUCGUAUCGGCGGAGCAGGUGGCGGAGAUAAUAGAGGACCGAGGGUUUGACGCAGAGGUCCUGUCCUCAGACGUACCGUUGGCUGCGCCGGAUGAAUUUUUGAGUGAUUCGGAAGAGGAGGAAGCGGAAGACUCCUCGAUCGCAACUACAACGCUGUCAGUGGAAGGCAUGACAUGCGGCGCGUGUACGUCGGCAGUGGAAGGAGCUUUCAAGGACGUCGCAGGCAUCAAGCACUUCAGCAUAUCGCUAUUGUCCGAGCGCGCUGUAAUCGAACACGACAUGAAAAUAAUAUCUCCGGCGACGCUGACGGAGACGAUCGAGGAUGCAGGCUUUGAUGCGAAAGUUUUGGACACAGUGGCGCAGGUAUCGGAACGACCACGGAGUAAAAAGGACAAGAACAAAACCUUGACAACAACAAUCGAUGUCGAAGGUAUGACAUGUGGCGCCUGCACGUCUGCGAUCGAAAGUGGUUUCAAGGAUGUGGAGGGUGUCUACCAGUUCAACAUCAGCUUACUCGCAAAUCGCGCUGUGUUGGUCCACGAUCCGGCGAAGCUUACCGCAGAGCAAAUAGUAGAGAUCAUCGAGGACCGAGGAUUCGAUGCCAGGGUGUUGUCAUCUGUAGACGGAAGCGUACAGCAAGGCUCAGCAAAUGAUGGUCCCAUUCACCUCAAAGUUUAUGGACUGCCAAACCAGACAGCAGCAGAAGAACUUGAAGCAUUACUCCGAAAGCGGCCUGGUGUCAAAUCUGCAACAAUCAACUUCGGCACGUCGCGAGCAGUCAUUCAGCGAGAUCCCCAAAUCAUUGGUCUACGAGUGACGGUCGAGACCAUCGAAGCUGCGGGCUACAAUGCCAUCGUUUCCGACUCCGACGACAACAACGCUCAACUAGAAUCUCUCGCAAAGACCAAGGAGAUUAUGGAAUGGAAGCGAGCGGUCAAGAUCUCUGCCUGCUUCGCAGUGCCCGUAUUUCUGACUAGCAUGUUGUUCCCCAUGUUCUUGCCAUUUCUCGACUACGGAAGCUGCCGUAUCCUACCCGGUGUUUAUCUCGGUGACUUGGUCUGUCUUGGUCUUACUAUUCCUGUACAAUUCGGUAUCGGAAAGCGGUUCUAUGUUUCGGCAUACAAAUCUCUCAGUCAUGGCUCGCCUACGAUGGAUGUCUUGGUUGUUUUGGGAACUUCGGCCGCAUUCUUCUUUAGCUGCGCUUCGAUGCUUGUCUCACUGCUCAUCCCGCCUCACUCGAAACCUACCACCUUAUUCGAUACCAGCACUAUGUUGAUCACGUUCAUCUCUAUAGGUCGCUACCUCGAGAACAGCGCGAAAGGCCAGACAUCGAAGGCAUUAUCACGACUUAUGUCUCUGGCUCCGUCUAUGGCUACUAUCUACGCCGACCCCAUCGCCGCCGCCAAGGCUGCUGAAGGAUGGGACGUUGAUGACGAGAAAGAUUCACGCCAGUCUAUGGAAGGCAAUGCUAUCGAGGAGAAGACUAUUGCCACUGAGCUCAUCGAAGUUGGAGAUGUGGUCAUUCUCCGGCCUGGUGAUAAGAUUCCAGCCGAUGGCACUGUUACUCACGGAGAGUCUUAUGUGGACGAAAGCAUGGUCACAGGUGAAGCAAUGCCGAUUCUCAAGAAGAAGGGCACCCUACUUAUGGCAGGUACUGUUAACGGCGCUGGCAGGCUGGACUUCGUCGUGACCAGAGCUGGACGUGACACGCAACUUAGCCAGAUCGUGCGUCUCGUGCAAGAAGCUCAGACAAGUCGCGCUCCCAUCCAACGUUUGGCCGAUACUGUCGCCGGAUAUUUUGUUCCCAUCAUCAUCACCCUCGGUCUGGCCACUUUCGUUGCUUGGAUGGUACUUAGCCAUGUUCUUCCGUACCCACCAAAAGUCUUCCUCGACCAUGCCAGUGGUGGCAAGCUCAUGGUUUGCGUGAAGCUCUGCAUCGCUGUCAUCGUCUUCGCCUGUCCUUGCGCUCUCGGCUUGGCUACACCAACGGCUGUCAUGGUUGGUACUGGUGUAGGCGCUGAACAGGGAAUCCUCGUCAAAGGUGGUGCUGCUCUUGAGACUGCUACCAAGGUCAACCACAUCGUCUUCGAUAAGACCGGCACGCUUACCGUUGGAAAGAUGAGCGUCUCUAAGGCCGACAUCAAGGGCGAGUGGGGUACAGAUUCGAAGAAGAAUCUCUGGUGGACGCUUAUCGGCCUCGCCGAGAUGGGCUCAGAGCAUCCCAUUGCCAAGGCUAUCGUUGGGUCUGCGAAGGAGCACCUCCGACUUGGCUCUGAAGGUCACCUUGAUGGCUCUGUAGGCGAUUUUGAAGCCGUUGUUGGCAAAGGUAUCGCUGCGACGGUGGAAGCUGCUUUGUCGCGUGAUCGCACCCGGUACCGUGUCUUUAUUGGAAACGCCGAGUAUCUCCUCUCCGAGGGUGUCAACGUUCCUGACUUCGUCGACGAACCUCUCACUCCCGCUGCCACAAGAUCUGCGAACCCUAGGGCAGGUACUCAGACGCGCUCUGCUGGUAUUACGACCAUUCACACAGCCAUCGACAAGACCUAUACAGGUACACUGUCUCUCUCUGAUACGAUCAAGCCUUCAGCUCGAGCCGCCGUCCUUGCUCUCCGUCGCCUCGGCAUGACAGCCUCUAUCGUCACUGGCGACACUUCAUCGUCUGCUCUCGUUGUCGCAGCCCAAGUCGGUAUCGACCCUGAAGAUGUCCACGCCUCCGCCAAACCCGCCGACAAGAAAGCCAUCAUCGCAGACCUUCAGUCUCGCGGCAAGGUCGUCGGUAUGGUCGGCGACGGCAUCAACGACUCGCCGGCCCUCGCCUCAGCAGACAUCGGCAUCGCCCUCUCCACCGGCACAGACGUUGCCAUGGAAGCCGCCUCUAUCGUCCUCAUGAGUACCACGGACCUCCUCGCCAUCCCUGCCUCCCUCUGCCUUAGCAAAGCCAUCUUCAACCGCAUCAAGUUGAACCUCGCCUGGGCGUGCAUGUACAACGUCGUCGGCCUGCCCUUUGCCAUGGGCUUCUUCCUUCCCUGGGGUUUCAGUCUGCAUCCUAUGGCUGCGGGUGCGGCAAUGGCAUGCUCCUCUGUGUCUGUCGUGGCUAGCUCGUUGCACCUGAGAUUCUGGAGGCGACCGAGCUGGAUGAAGGUCUCAACGCUUGAUCCUGCUGCCGAGGUCCCGGAGAGCGAGAAGGAGGCGGAGAGGCUGGGGUUCGCCAAGAGGGGGCUUUUCAGCACAGCGGUGGAGUGGGUUAAGGAGACUAUCGCGGCGAGGAGAAGGAAUAGGGAGGAGGCGGGGUAUGUGCCGUUGCAGAACAUGGCAGAGCAUUGA